This is a messenger RNA of Tripterygium wilfordii, 3405 nucleotides long. Its product is annotated as chaperone protein ClpB4, mitochondrial-like. Gene Ontology annotation, molecular function: ATP binding; ATP hydrolysis activity. Gene Ontology annotation, cellular component: cytoplasm. The record is from RefSeq and is a predicted model, not a curated record. The coding region runs from base 182 to 3130 and encodes 982 amino acids. Lineage: Eukaryota; Viridiplantae; Streptophyta; Magnoliopsida; Celastrales; Celastraceae. Gene Ontology annotation, biological process: cellular response to heat; protein refolding. The transcript has 10 exons.
AUACCACCAAACGAAACACAGCCUCAAAAGUUAAAAACCAUAGAAAUUAGAAGAUGCCCGGUCCUUCCACAGGCUUCCUUUGCCUCCUCUCCAAGCUUUUAAAAACCCUCUCGAACUCUCUCCAUCACUCUCUGGUAAAAUUAAAGAAAAAAGAAUUUGCGCUCUUUUGUUGAUCUCGAAGAUGGCCUCAAGAAGGCUGAGUAAGUGCGCGGCGGCGGCCAUUAGAGCCAAUUUCAGAGGUUCGGAGUUGUGUCUCUACCAAUCCCGUUCGGCGCACUCCCGCGCAAUCUAUGUUUGCAGUUCUCCGUUGGGGAACUCUUUGAACAACGACUUAUCUCGUCCUGUAGUUCGUAACGGAGUUGCAGUCAACGGCAAUGCCGUUUUUGCCAAUUUUAGCGGGAACCCCCUCACUCGCAGCUUUCACUCUUCUACCCCGCUUUAUUAUUCUGCAACUAGCUCUGGCCAGGUUACUCCAGCAGAAUUCACCGAGAUGGCAUGGGAAGGCAUUGUUGGUGCCGUUGAUGCCGCACGUGUUAACAAACAACAAGUGGUGGAAACCGAGCAUCUAUUGAAAGCUCUUUUGGAGCAAAAGGAUGGCUUAGCUAGGAGGAUAUUUACGAAGGCAGGCCUUGACAACACAUCAAUUCUACAAGCCACAGAUGACUUUAUAUCACAACAGCCAAAGGUGACAGGUGACACAAGUGGUCCUGUAAUGGGCCCAAGUUUUGCUUCUUUCUUGGACAAAGCUCGAACGCAUAAGAAAGAAAUGGGAGAUGAUUUUGUGUCAGUUGAGCACCUGGUCUUAGCAUUCAUUUCAGAUAAGAGGUUUGGACAACAGUUACUCAAGAAACUUCAGCUGAGCGAUAAGGAUUUGAAGGAAGCUGUUAAAGCUGUCCGUGGUAGUCAGAGAGUAACUGAUCAAAAUCCUGAAGGAAAAUAUGAAGCGCUUGAGAAAUAUGGAAAUGACCUGACGGAGCUGGCCAGACGUGGAAAACUUGAUCCCGUUAUAGGUCGAGAUGACGAAAUUCGGCGGUGUAUUCAGAUAUUAUCCAGGAGAACAAAAAAUAAUCCUGUUAUUAUUGGAGAACCUGGCGUGGGAAAAACUGCCAUUGCUGAAGGGUUAGCUCAGCGUAUUGUGCGGGGGGAUGUUCCAGAAACUCUUAUGAAUCGCAGGUUGAUAUCUCUUGAUAUGGGUUCACUGGUUGCUGGUGCCAAGUUCCGUGGAGAUUUUGAAGAAAGGUUGAAAGCUGUGCUGAAGGAAGUUACUACUUCCAAUGGGCAAAUUAUAUUAUUCAUUGACGAGAUACAUACUGUUGUUGGAGCAGGGGCCACAAGUGGUGCAAUGGAUGCUGGGAACUUGUUGAAACCAAUGCUUGGGCGAGGUGAGCUUCGGUGUAUUGGAGCAACGACGUUGACUGAGUAUAGGAAAUACAUUGAGAAAGAUCCAGCACUUGAGCGUCGAUUUCAACAAGUUUUUGUUGGUCAACCAUCUGUUGAAGACACAAUAUCCAUUCUUCGGGGACUACGUGAGCGCUAUGAGCUACAUCAUGGUGUUAAAAUAUCGGACAGUGCCCUUGUUUCAGCUGCAGUUCUUGCAGAUCGGUACAUUACUGAUCGAUUUUUGCCCGACAAAGCUAUUGAUCUAGUUGACGAAGCUGCGGCAAAGCUAAAGAUGGAGAUCACUUCUAAGCCUACAGAGUUGGAUGAAAUCGACAGAGCUGUGCUAAAGUUGGAGAUGGAGAAACUAUCGUUGAAAAAUGAUACUGAUAAAGCAUCUAAAGAAAGGUUAAGCAAGCUGGAAAGUGAUUUAAACUCCCUCAAACAAAAGCAGAAAGAACUAAAUGAACAGUGGGAUCGUGAGAAGGCCCUUAUGACUCGAGUACGAGCUAUUAAAGCAGAGAUUGAUAGAGUUAAUUUAGAAAUUGAAGCUGCUGAGCGUGAUUAUGAUUUAAAUCGUGCUGCUGAGCUUAAAUAUGGGACCCUGACGACCCUUGAACGCCAAUUAAAAGAGGCCGAGAAAAACCUUGCCGACUUUCGAAAGUCCGGGAAGUCUCUACUUCGAGAGGAGGUCACUGACCUGGAUAUUGCUGAAAUUGUAAGUAAAUGGACUGGUAUACCUUUAUCAAACCUUCAACAGUCGGAGAGGGACAAGUUAGUGAAGUUAGAAGAGGUACUCCAUAAGAGGGUGGUGGGUCAAGAUUUUGCAGUAAAGGCGGUGGCUGAUGCAAUUCGGCGUUCAAGGGCCGGAUUAUCUGAUCCAAAUCGACCUAUAGCUAGUUUCAUGUUCAUGGGUCCUACUGGUGUUGGCAAAACAGAGCUUGCAAAGGCUUUGGCUGGCUACCUUUUCAACACUGAAAAUGCACUUGUGAGAAUUGAUAUGAGUGAAUACAUGGAAAAGCAUGCUGUUUCGCGCUUGGUUGGGGCUCCACCUGGGUAUGUUGGUUAUGAAGAAGGAGGGCAGCUCACUGAAGUAGUUCGUCGAAGACCGUAUUCUGUAGUACUCUUUGAUGAAAUUGAGAAAGCGCACCACGACGUGUUUAAUAUUCUGCUGCAGUUGUUGGAUGAUGGAAGAAUAACUGACUCCCAAGGAAGGACUGUUAGUUUUACAAAUUGUGUUGUGAUUAUGACUUCAAACAUCGGUUCUCAUUUAAUUCUUGAAACUCUUCUUAAUACAGAAGAUAGCAAGGAUGUUGUUUAUGAUUUGAUGAAAAGGCAAGUAGUCGAGUUGGCUAGACAAACGUUCCGCCCAGAAUUUUUGAAUCGGAUAGAUGAGUAUAUUGUUUUCCAGCCUUUGGACUCCAAAGAAAUCAGUAAAAUCGUCGAGAUACAGCUGAACCGGGUUAGGGAGAGGCUCAAACAAAAGAAAAUCGAUCUUCAUUAUACAACGGAGGCUGUUGAGCUUCUAGGAACCUUGGGAUUUGAUCCCAACUUUGGGGCAAGGCCAGUUAAGAGAGUGAUACAGCAGUUGGUUGAGAAUGAAAUUGCAAUGGGAGUCUUGAAAGGGGAUAUUACAGAGGAAGAUUCAGUCAUUGUUGAUGUGUCGGCUCAAGCCAAAGGCUCCCCAUCCCGUAAGAAAUUGUGUAUCAGGAAGUUAGAGAGCAGCUCCCCUGUAGAAACUAUGGUUGCCUGAGAUCGCUGUAGGAGUUGUAAAUUUGUCCUCCAAUGAGGUUUUCUUCUUUCACGCCUCUUAUGGUUUCCUUGUAUGUUUGGACCUAGAAACACAAGCUGCCUCUGAUUAUACGGUUUAAAGGAAUAGUUGAAUAGAGCGCCAAGUUAUGUUUGCGAUUUGCGAAGCUCUUGUUCAAGGUACAUGUUUUGGUGUACUUUUAACAUCAUCUUUUUUUAACAGACGCCUCAGCAAAUUGGGAUUCUAGUGAUGCUGAAGCCUGAAAGGCAACUUUUUCA